Glossina fuscipes is the source of this 1973-nucleotide messenger RNA. Its product is annotated as knirps-related protein. Gene Ontology annotation, biological process: regulation of DNA-templated transcription. Gene Ontology annotation, molecular function: DNA-binding transcription factor activity; sequence-specific DNA binding; zinc ion binding. The record is from RefSeq and is a predicted model, not a curated record. Bases 9 to 1934 code for a protein of 641 amino acids. Lineage: Eukaryota; Metazoa; Arthropoda; Insecta; Diptera; Glossinidae. The transcript is spliced from 2 exons.
AUUUGCAGAUGAAUCAGACUUGUAAAGUCUGCGGUGAACCAGCUGCAGGCUUUCAUUUCGGUGCUUUUACUUGUGAGGGCUGCAAGUCAUUUUUCGGGCGCUCCUAUAAUAAUUUGUCAUCGAUAUCGGACUGUAAGAAUAAUGGCGAGUGCAUCAUUAAUAAGAAGAAUCGUACGGCAUGCAAGGCGUGUCGCUUGCGUAAAUGUUUAAUGGUUGGCAUGUCGAAGAGCGGUUCUCGUUAUGGGCGUCGUUCAAAUUGGUUCAAAAUUCAUUGUCUACUGCAGGAGCAACAGCAACAGGCAGCUGCUGCGAUGGCAGCUCAUCAAAAUCAUCAACAACAACAGCAACAACAGCAGGGCCCGCCAGGUAUGCAUGUGAAAACGCCUGGUAUGCCUACAUCGGCAGCUGCAGCCGCUUUAGGUAUGUUGGGUCAUGCUGGCGGUUAUCCCGGCCUAUAUCCACCGCGUACCAAAGAGGAGUUGAUGAUGUUGAGUUUGGAAGAGUACGCGAAACAUCCGGUUGCCUCGCCUUCUGUUAGUUCGCCGGAUUCUCAUCAUUCGGACAGCUCGGUUGAGGUUAAUGGUAGAGUGGUGAAUGCAGCAGCCCUGCUGCACAUGAGCGGCGGUAAUAAAUUAGUUAGCGUUAGUUGCAACGAAACUCCAGCUACUAGUUCCUCGUCAGGCUCAUUAGGGGGUUUGCCACCGCCUCCUACCGCCCAAUUACGUAAAGAUCUCCCUCAUUUUUUGCCUUUAUCUGCUUUUCCUGGCUUAUCGGCUAUGCCGGUAAUGCCUCCACCUAGCUUUUUACCGCCAUCACAUUUAUUGUUUCCCGGCUAUCAUCCCGCUCUCUAUCAGCAUCAUGCUGCCGCUGGCUUGCUAAAACCCUCGCCUGAACAGCAAGCAGCUGCUGCUGCCGUACAGCAGCUCUUCAACAAUAGUCCUCGCUUUGCUGCUUCGGCUCUGAGCACCGAUAGUCAAAGUUGCAAUACCACAAAAUUGGAGACUAAUCAACACUGCAGAUCGCCACCACCUCGUUCAGAUGCUUUUAAUAAUAACCACUUACCCAAUGGCAAUAAGGCAGCCGAAGAGUUCACUAAACGUUUUUAUUUGGAUGCUGUACUAAAAUCGCAACGUCAAUCCCCACCGCCAGUAGCCACUAGAUUACCUGCUCAUAGUAAACACGAUCAUUCAAUAUCUGCUCUGGUUACUCCCAAUUCUGAGAGUGGUCGAGAACGCUUAACCAGCAGUAGUCGGCAAAGUAACGAUGAAGACGAAGAUGGGGAGGAGGGUUUGCAUACGCAAACGAAUCAGUCAACAACAAACCAAAAUCAUCAUGUCGAUCAGCAAGACUCGUCCAGUAAUGGUCGAGACAGCGACUGUCGAGCAGUGGCGGGCGAAGAAGAACGCGACGAGGAUGACGAAGAAGUUGAUUUAGUAGUGUCGAUGACACCGCCCAGAUCGCCCGUCAACAGUAUAACGGCGCAGCUCUUAAGACCUACCGAAAACACUCCUAUCACUGCCAAUACUGUGACUAGCCAAACAGACGCUCAAGAUAAUCCCAUUGAUUUAAGUAUGAAGGCGAUCACAUCGGUAAUCAGUUCGGCGAGCAGUACAAAAUGCAAUUCGCCCGUCGAAGCGGUGCGCGAAAGUGAUGACGAUUUUGAUUUAAGGCAGAAAUUCCUAAACAAUAAUAAUAACAACAAUGAAAAUAUUGGAGAUAAUAGAAAUGAUGAUCAUUUGUUUGUAACGAGUAAGCCUAAUAACAAAAGGAAGCUUGAGUGUUUAAAUCUGAAUCAGGAGACGUUGACAAAUAAUAAAAUACUUGUAACUGAAGCUGUUGCAACAAAACUUAUAACGACUAAUACAACAGCAGUAACAACAACAGCAACAACAAUAACAACAAAUGACGUUUUAGAUUUAACUAACAAGGUGUAGAAUUUUUUAAUGAUUGAAAGUCUAAAGUCCGCUGAAAAU